AUGCGUCUUCCCUACGCCCCCAGCAACCCACCGGCCGAUGCCCCCGCCGACACAGCCGAUAUCUACGCCCGCAUCGCCGCACGCCGCAACCCGCGUCCAUUGAUCCCUCUCGAUUUGUCUCUCCUUCACAGCCCACCCGUCGCAGAUGGCUGGAACAGCUUCCUCGGUGCCAUCCGCACCCGCACCAUUGUCGAUCUUGGAAUCUUGGAAUUGGCAGUGUGCCGUGUUGCGGUCCUGAACGAUGCCGUUUACGAAUGGAACGCCCAUGCGCCAUUGGCCCUGAAGGGUGGCAUUAAGCCCGAGGAGCUCCAUGCUUGCCGAACCCUGCCAUCCACUACACAAGGCGACCUCUCUCAAUUGGAGAGCAGCCCAUUGACCCCGCAGCAACGAGCUGUCUUGCGCUACACCGACCAGAUGACGUUGACCGUCAAGGUGGACCAGGAGGUUUUCACCCAGCUGCAGACCGUGGGAUUCAAUGACCGUGAGAUCGUGGAGCUGACCACUGGUAUUGCCGGAUAUAACUGUGUGAGUCGCUUUUUGGUUGCGCUCGAUGUUGGCGAAAACAACGAUCGGGAGAUGAAGAGCGUCGAUGAGUUGGUCGAGGCGCUCAAAUAA
Molecule: messenger RNA, 615 nt
Organism: Penicillium verhagenii
Lineage: Eukaryota; Fungi; Ascomycota; Eurotiomycetes; Eurotiales; Aspergillaceae
Product: carboxymuconolactone decarboxylase family protein
Exons: 1
Coding region: 1-615 (204 amino acids)
Molecular function (GO): peroxiredoxin activity
Source: RefSeq, a predicted model, not a curated record